UUUUUUUUUUUUACUUGUUAUCAUGUUACGUACCAUUCGACCUUUGACUUGUUUUCAAACCACAGCACAACAUUCUAUUAGACGAACCAUCACCUCUGUAAAACCAUCAGUUAAACCAUUCACUAGUAUUGGACAAAAUAUGCGAUAUCAUUCUAUGUCCUGGUCAGGUCCUGUCAAGAUGGUUGGUAUAGCUGCUGCCGCCACUGGUACUAUGACAGCUAGUAUGUGGACCAAAAAACCUGUUCAAUGUCAAGCUGUUUAUACUCAAGUUUCCGAUAUUACACCUAGAGAUAAGGAUAGGGAUGCUCGUAAGACUCUUUUUCACAAAGGAGAAUUAUCCUUUGGUGUUCUUCUUGGUUUUUGUACUGGUUAUCUGAUCAAAAAAGUAGGUAAAUUCUUUGCUUUGGCUGUUGGUGUAGGUUUUGUAUUUUUACAGUGUCUCUCCUAUAAUGGAUAUAUCACCAUCCAUUGGGAUAAAUUAGAAGGUGGUUAUAAUAAACAAUUGGGUACUGAUGAACAUGGAAAAGUGACUACCAAGGUGAUACGUACCAAAUGGAACAAGUUCACUGGUUUCUUGACUCAUAAUUUACAAUUCAAAUCGACUUUUAUGGUUGGAUUAUACGGUGGUAUCCGAUAUGGAUAGAUAUCAUAGAUUAAUAUGAAAUUAGUUUAUAGACGGAAUCAUAUAUUUAUUUUUUAUCCAAAUAAAUGUCUCAUUAUGAUUGAAGGUGUUGAUUAAUGAAAGAAUCAUUUCAUUCAUUUAUAUGAAUUUUUAGAAUAGGAUGAUUUACAUUUAUUUUAAAGAGAGCUACGAAGAAAAAUAAAGGAAC
Messenger RNA from Halteromyces radiatus, 830 nucleotides. Its product is annotated as FUN14 family-domain-containing protein. The transcript has 4 exons. Gene Ontology annotation, biological process: autophagy of mitochondrion. NCBI's taxonomy places the organism in Eukaryota, Fungi, Mucoromycota, Mucoromycetes, Mucorales, Cunninghamellaceae. Gene Ontology annotation, cellular component: mitochondrial outer membrane. The record is from RefSeq and is a predicted model, not a curated record. Bases 23 to 643 code for a protein of 206 amino acids.